This is a messenger RNA of Coregonus clupeaformis (lake whitefish), 2076 nucleotides long. RefSeq names its product transcription factor AP-1-like. The transcript has 2 exons. NCBI's taxonomy places the organism in Eukaryota, Metazoa, Chordata, Actinopteri, Salmoniformes, Salmonidae. The coding region runs from base 586 to 1659 and encodes 357 amino acids. Gene Ontology annotation, biological process: regulation of cell cycle; regulation of cell population proliferation; regulation of transcription by RNA polymerase II. Gene Ontology annotation, molecular function: DNA-binding transcription factor activity, RNA polymerase II-specific; transcription factor binding; RNA polymerase II cis-regulatory region sequence-specific DNA binding. Gene Ontology annotation, cellular component: transcription regulator complex. The record is from RefSeq and is a predicted model, not a curated record.
CGGCUAGUUACAGAUCAGACGAGGCAACGAGAAAGACAGAAAUGAAGUCCGAUUUCUCCAAUGUCAACAGUCUAUAUUCUAAGGCAGUGAAAUAUAUACAGAUAGUAAACGGGGUGAUAUAAAAUUUUCCUGCUGAUUUUUGUUGGAAGAUUUUUGUUUAACACACGGAUAACAUAUUCAUUUUUAAUAGACCAUCUGCCUACACACUCGAACGGGCUCACCGGCUUACAGGCAGCGUGCGUGGGUAACGUCUACCGUACGAUGGAUGGUAUUUUGUGUCACUGUUGAUCGGUGUGACUACCUCGAGUCACCGGGGACGAUUGAGUCACUGGAUUGUUUCACAUGAAGGUUAUUUCUCGAAACGUAACGUUAGUAGGCUAAUCAACUAGUCAUCGUACUGAACGGGCUUUCCUGUCAUCACCGGGUUAGCAUUGUGAAACCUUCGCUUAUUGUGGCCGAAUUCAUAUUGGAAUACUUUUUAACAGAACACUAUCUUGGAAAUCUCCUAGUCUUCACAGCUGAUGUCGACUGGACCAUUUAAACCUUUACUAAAUCAGAUUAUGAAGAUUCUGUCUCCCUUUGUCAAUGACGGGUAAAAUGGAAACCCCUUUCUACCACGAUGAGGCCCCAGGUGUUCAACACAAUUUGGGACAACACCAUGCAGAUUACGAACGCUACCAGGGGCACAAGAUGAUGAGUAAGAAGGUGGCACAUAACUUCUCAGGCGGUCCCCACGGCAGCUCUGGCCUGAAACUGUCCCAAGGUCAGCCGGGGAGCAACUGCAAUAUCAAUCCUAAUAAUCUGGGAGGGAUUAACAGCAACACGAACAGCUCGUUAAUGCCCAGCGGCUUGUCAGAUAUGAACCUUCUGAAGCUGGCCUCCCCUGACCUCGAGCACCUCAUCAUCCAGUCCAACCAGGGCCUGGUGACGACGUCUCCUGUGCCCAACCACAACGGAGGUAACCCCUUCAUGUACCGGAACAACGCGACUAACGAACAGGAAGGUUUUGCCGAUGGGUUCGUCAAAGCCCUGGCGGAUCUCCAUAAACAGAACCAGCUGGUUGGAGCCCCCAUGUCCCCCUCCUCCUCUGUACAAGGUCCGUACCAGAGGAACAUCAUGUCUGCAGUAGACCUUCCCAUCUAUACCAACCUCAGCAGCUACGACCCUAACCACCCCAACCACAUCUCAUCAUCCUACCCAGGCGGCCAGAUGCCCGGCAGCUACCCAGGCCACGGCCCCCACGGACCCGGAGGCCCAGGGUCCCACCAUCCCCACAACAGGGGCCUGGACGCCCCUCAGACUGUCCCAGAGGUCCCUCACCCUCCCGGGGACCCCACCUCCUCCCCUCCCUCCCUCUCUCCCAUCGACCUGGAGACCCAGGAGAGGAUCAAGACAGAGAGGAAGAAACUGCGGAACCGGAUCGCGGCGUCCAAGUGUCGCAAGAGGAAGCUGGAGCGGAUCUCCAGGCUGGAGGAGAAGGUAAAGGUCCUGAAGACCCAGAACUGUGACCUGACCUCCACCGCCUCGGUCCUGAGGGAACAGGUGGCCCAGCUCAAACAGAAAGUCAUGAAUCACGUCACCAACGGCUGCCAGAUAGCGGUCAGCUCAGCGGCCCUGCCGGCCAAGAGCACCGGGGAGAGGGACAGCACCAGCUGCUGAUUAAGGGACUGUACAGGGAUGAAGAGGGUGUUUUUCUGUUGCUCUGAAUCAGUCCCCUAUAAAGGAAGUAGUCCCUCUACUGUACAGGGAUGAGCAGUGUUGUGAUGGUAAGUGAAAUACGCUAACUACGUGAGGGGUGGGGGGGGAGAAGGGAGAAUCCCACCUCUCUAACCUCUACAGACAAUUUGAGUUGUAGUAGUAACACAACAAGAGAAGUACCAACGGGACAUUUGACUUUUAUUUUGCUGCAGCCCCGAGAGUGACCAAAGUACCUCUGCUCAAUAGGAGAGUACCAGACUGAGGACUGUGCUCUAGAACACUGAACCAGGUAACCAUAGGAGAGGGAGGAGCGGAGGACAUUGUACGUCUAGUAUAUAGUUCAGGAGGUAUUGUGGUAAACAGGAAUUUUUAUAACUG